ACGUAAAUUUUGUUUAAUUUAAAAAAUGACAGAAAAUAGUAAUAAAAAGAGUGAACUUCACAAAAUUGCUGAUAAGUUAACAGAAGAUAUUCAAUGUAUGACAAAUUAUAAAAAUCUGUAUAAUGAAAUUCAGCGGCUUGUGGCGUCUUCAUCAGUAAAGAAAGAAGACUUUAAAAGUACAUUAUUCAAAGCAUUAAACGAUGAAGGUUUGGAAACUGAACUAAGAAAUACUGUGUUUCAUUGGACAAGAUCACAAAAAUUUAUGAAAGAUGAUAAUGAUAAUCGAGCAGAUUUGAGUUAUUUAAAAAAAGCACAAAUUCAAUGGGAAAGAAGAAUUCAAAAAUCUCUUAAUUCUAUAUGCAAUGAAUUAAAUGUACCAUUAGCUAGAAUUCGACCAAAUUCUGAUAGAGAUGAAUUGUCUGAAAAAUGGAAUGAAUUAAGUACAUGCGACUUUGCUGAUUUAUCCCAAUACAGGCCAUUAUAUGCGCCAAAAGAUUUUUUAGAAGUUCUUUUUUCUGUUAGAGACCCAUCAUUUAAAAAACAAGUGAAUGAGCCAAAUUGGGAAUUUAGUCAUAUUGAAAUUCGAGUAAAAACAUUAGCUCAAUUGAGAGAUAUGUAUAAAGAACUUUCUCAAGGCGUUACUUUACUUGGUGUUAAUGGAAAUAUUCCGUCUUUACAAAAUUAUCCUAAUUUGGAAAAUGAAAGAGUACAUGUCGGUGCAAAAGUAUUGAUGUCUAAUCAUGCUCCCGUAGCUCAAGAAUUUUUAAAACGUGGUGCGCCUAGAGCAUUGAGAGGAAAGCUAUGGUCCCUUGUUUUAGGAUCUAUUGUCAAACAAAAUGAUAUUGAAUAUUAUGAAGAAUUAAAAGAAAUGGUUUUACAAUAUGAUAUAAUGGUUGAUAAAUUGAUAAUCAAGGAUGUUCAACUAACGGCUAGUAACGAUGAUCAAUAUUUUGUUUUUGAAGAUGUUUUAUAUAAAACUAUGCUAAGUUUUUCAAGGGAUUCGGAAGUGCUCGCUCCAGUAACAAUGGAUAAAAGUGCAGGUGGACAAGUUAUUCACGCAGUUCUACAAGGCAAACCUACCACCCUAGAGAAUACAUUAGUUUUUCCUCCAAGCGGCGUCAUUCCAUUCCAUGGCUUCACCAUGUAUGGUAUGAUACUUGAGAUAAAAUAUUUUUAUUUCUUUUCUACAUUUGAAUUGUAUGUUUUUGCAGCGACACCCUUUUGCUACUUAUACGAUGAUCCAUGUACUAUGUAUUAUACAUUCAGAGCAUUCUAUUUGAGAUAUUGGUUUCGCCUUCAUACGGUAUCGAGUCACGAACAAGGUAUCGUUGCUCUGUGCCUAUUAUUUGAACGACUGUUACAGUGUCACGAACCACAGUUAUGGGCGCAUUUUAGAAAUUUACACAUUCAACCCAUUAAGAUUGUUUUUAAGUGGUUAAUGCGAGGUUUUAGCGGUCAUCUUCCACCGGAGCAAUUGUUGUAUUUGUGGGAUUUGAUUUUGGGAUACGAUUCGUUAGAAAUAGUACCUCUACUUGCCGUUACUAUUCUUAGCUUUCGUAAAGAUAAUCUUAUGCAAGUAAAUAAUUUACACACUAUCGAGGCUGUAUUGGCUGAUUUGUCAUCGUUAAAAGUUAUGCCGUUAUUGCAAUUAAGUCUAUUAGAAAAUUGAAAGUGUAAAUGUCGA
Messenger RNA from Ceratosolen solmsi marchali, 1684 nucleotides. Its product is annotated as TBC1 domain family member 19. The record is from RefSeq and is a predicted model, not a curated record. The coding region runs from base 26 to 1669 and encodes 547 amino acids. NCBI's taxonomy places the organism in Eukaryota, Metazoa, Arthropoda, Insecta, Hymenoptera, Agaonidae. The transcript is spliced from 10 exons.